This is a messenger RNA of Salvia hispanica, 2313 nucleotides long. The record is from RefSeq and is a predicted model, not a curated record. Lineage: Eukaryota; Viridiplantae; Streptophyta; Magnoliopsida; Lamiales; Lamiaceae.
AUGGGUGACCGAACGGACAUCGAGAAACUACAGGAAAUGGUGAAGCUACUGAUGGAUGAGAGAGAUGCGGAAAGGGCGGCCCGAGAGGCCUUGGAAAAGAAGAAUCAGGAGAUACAACCCGUGAUGAACCUCGUAUUGACGCUAAUAAUUUCGAGUAGGGCCACAGAGGACGCGAACCACCAUCUCUCCAAAUUUGUGGAGAUCGCAAACACUCUCAAAUUGAACGGUGUCGACGACGACGCCAUAAGGGUAAGACUCUUUCCCUUUUCAUUAACUGAUUCUGCUAAAGAGUGGUUUGAAUGUAUGCCCAUAGAAAAGGUCUCCACAUGGAAGGACAUUGUAGCUGCCUUCCUCGACAAGUAUUAUCCGCCGGGCACAAUUUUGAAGCUCAAAAGCGAGAUCUUCCAAUUCAUCCAAGGCCAUGACAAACCCCUCUAUGAGGCGUUUGCUCGUUUCAAAGCCCUUCUCAGAAAGUGCCCUAACCAUGGUUUCACUGUGGACCACCAGGUAGGAAUUCUCUAUAAUGGGUUUAACGAGAAAAUUUGUGUUAUGCUUGAUUCAGGUGCAAAUGGAGGGUUCUUAAGAAAGUCAGGUGAGGAAGCCAUGGCGGUGAUAGAGGAAUUCGCCACCAACAGCAGGGGGUGGUCGAAAGAAAGGCAUAGCCUAAAAAGGAUAGUUGCAGUCGAAGAAACCGAGGAAAGCUCCUUUGCAAAGGAAUUGGCCGAGCUUCGAGUUAGGGUGGACCAAAUGGAUUCAUCAAGGAAGGAGGACCCGAUUCCACCAACCUCCAUUAUAGCAGUCUCGAAGACUGAAACUCCUACCCCGAUAGUGAAAGAAAUCAACUACAUGCAAGGAGGCGGCCCCAAUAGAAAUUACAACAAUAAUUAUCGCCCUACCCAGGGGGGCGGUAAUUUCAAUAAUUAUAAUGGGAACCGACCUCAUCCUAACCUUUCUUAUUCUAACAAUAAUUACUUGCAACCCCCUGCAGGAUUUAACGUUAAGGGAGGAGUAGUUGAUACAAUUAAAAAGGAGGAAAAGUAUGAACAAGGGAUCACAAGGAUCUUGGAAGUAAUCGCGCAAGACAGGAAGGUUAAUGACACCAAGAUCGGAGUGGUCGAAGCUAGGAUAAACAACCUCGUGCAGGGAAUGAACAUGAUCUCAACAGCCAUAGCCAACAUCAACACACAAAUGGAGCAAAUCCAAAAGAAAUUGGAUGAGGAUAGGGCAAAGGCAGCCGCACUAGUGGACGACGUCAACAAAAAGUGGGUGGCAAAGCAUAAAACUGGGGACUACCAAGAUGCCGGCGGACCGCCGCACAGCACGCGGCGGGCCGCCACUGAAGCCCAGAAUGGAGUCUGCCCAGCCAUCGGCGGACCGUUGGACUCUACGCGGCGGGCCGCCACCGAGAAGGCAGAAGCGCCCGCCCAGCAGGGACUCGUGCGGCACAAUGGGAUUGUGCUACCUUUCCAGCCAAAGAGGAAGUUUAAGCUCGAAGAGCAGUUCAAACACUUUUUGAACAUGUUUUGUAAAAUUCAUACUAACAUUCCUCUAGUUGAAUCGUUGCAGGAAAUACCUAAGUACGCAAAGCUACUAAGAGAGGCGGUGAUAAGGAAGAGAAAGCCGACAAAAGCCGACCUUAAGCUACCACAUCAUUGCAGCGAGAUCAUCCAAAAGGAAAAGGCAGUAAAGCAGAGAGAUCCAGGCCAAUUCAUUAUCCGAUGCCGGAUUGGAGAGGGAAAGGUUGACAAGGCACUAUGCGAUCUAGGAUCAUCCAUCAAUCUCAUGCCACUGAAGUACUAUGAAAAGCUCAACAUUGGGCCACUCAAAACUUCAGACGUAACACUCAGGUUGGCCGAUAACUCGACCAUCAAAACUUUUGGUCAUGGCGAGAUCACAAUCAGCGACAACCAUAGCCAGUCCACCUAUAAGAUCGAAAGCGAGAUGCUCAAGUUUGAGGAAGCAAAGCGGGCUAAGAUGGAACAGCAGUGUAGGGCAGUCAUGGUCAUGGUCACGGAUUUGACCAAACCACAAGACCCCUUUGAAACGGAGGAACAUGCUACCUCCACCAUCGAUGUUGUAAAAGAGAAAAAGAAGCAAAAGAAAAAGAAGGCAACCGGAGAGGACCCCGAAGUUUAUGUUCUCAAAACAAAGAUGGGGAAAUAUCAGUGGUGGAAGAAGCUAGGGACCAAAAAUAUGGGAUCAAAGGGGAAGCCCGAGAAUGCGAAGAACUAUGGUGUUAGCCUUGCUUCGGAUGAGCAUAAGGCUAUGUGGAAGAAAUUGUCGGCACGAGAGACGGCGCCCUCGAGGUUCUGA